GGUCAUCCGCGUCGCCAGCCGCCUCCGGAGUAGUCGCCGCUGCCGCCUCCACGUCACCACUGCUGCCUCCUCAUCGCCGUUGUCGCCUCCGAGUCGCGUUCCCAUUUAGGCUCUCACCCUCUCAUCGUCACCAAAAACCAAAUCAAAACCCUAACCCUAGUUUCUCUUUCACUUCUCGUCGAGCUGCUCUCCUACUCCUCUCUCUCUCCCCUCUCUCAUCGCCCAGCCCCCACCUUCAACCGCCAUCUCCUUGGGAAUAUCGAGGCUAAAGGGAGUGGCUGAGGGGUCAGAAGAAGAAAGCGGCAAAGCCUGCGAUCCACGUAUCUCUUGAUGAAUCAUAAAUCAUGAAUGGGCUGGGUUUAAACAGCCCAAGACAGUAAAUAGCCCAACCAGCUGCUUUUCAACUCCCAACGCAAUUUUCACUCAAAAAUUCGAUUCUGCCGCCACUGUUUCUACGUCAUGUCCUAUUCCUCUUCCCGGGAGGUAAUCUUACCGCCUCAAUGGUCGGAGGCGGUGAUCACAAUCGCGUCCUCUUUUCCUCCGCCGCCGAUAACCCUAAUCUGCGGCCCUAAAAACAGCGGCAAGUCCACAUUUUCCCGAUUCCUCCUCAACUCUCUCUUGCAAAGGUACAAGAGAGUGGGGUAUUUGGAUACUGAUGUAGGGCAACCGGAGUUUACUGCACCGGGAUGUCUCUCACUUCAUGUUAUUGAUGAUUGUUUAUCUGAUUUCACGAAUCCUUGUAUUAAAGCCCCUGAGAAGUGCUUCUUCUUUGGUGAUACAUCUUCAAAAAGAGAUCCCAAUGCUUACUUAGAUUGUACCUUCAGCUUAUAUGAUUGCUUUCUCAAGGAAUUCUAUCAGUUGAAGCGCAAUGGUUCCAGAAAAUCAAUGUCGCCACUUAUUAUUAAUACACCAGGAUGGGUGAAAGGUACUGGAUUUGAUGUGCUUGUGAAGAUGUUGAGAUACAUUUUUCCUACUCACGUGGUUCAAUUACGGAUUUCCGCUGAGAGUAAGAAUCUUCCAACUGGGAUAUUCUGGUUGGAUCAACAUGAACACAAGGAACCUAUCAAUUUGUUUGAGAUUCAUUCAGCACAGAGAGACUUUUUGGACCGAUCGGUGUUAGUACCAAAGGAUGCACGUGUUAUGCAGGAGCAUAGACUUUUUGAGUAUUUUAAGCAAUGCUUCCCAAGCAGUUACAAUAUAGAAACCAACAAAGAACUCGCUUGUGCCUUAGCGUCUCUCCCUCCCUAUGAAGUUGCAAUCUCAAGGAUAAAAGUUAAGCAUCUCCAUUAUGAGGUUCCAAAAAGUGAAAUAUUUCACAGUCUGAAUGCUACAAUAGUUGGGCUGGCGGCUAGUUCUCUGGAGCCAAGGAUGAAUGGAAGUUGCACGCCUUGGUGUUUUGGACUCGGCAUUGUGAGAGGUGUGGACGUUAGAAGAGAUCUCCUUUAUGUGAUAACGCCGGUUCCAUGUCAAAGCCUAGAAAAAAUUGAUCUUCUUUUGCUAGGUUAUAUCGAAAUCCCCAUUGGCUUUCUGCAGGCAGGUGGACUUGUCUCCCCUUAUAUGUCUACUAAUGUCAUGCACAAACUCUCGGCCAAGGAUUUGUAGAAAGCCAACUCUUUCCUAGAGGCUCAUGAACUGAAAUAUAUGGCAGUGGCUUCUCGCUGUUCCAUGAACAUGAGAGAGAGAGAGAGAGGCCUCGUGAAAUAGACAGAAAUACAAACUAGUAGCAAUGUUGCUUCUGAUGAUCUCGUCGCAAGAAAUCAAUUUUGGAAGCGGAAAUUUUGGUCUUGCAAGUUCAAGUGAUUGGUGACUAGGGAAUAGUUUUCAACACCGUAACUGGCUAGAACUGUCUGCCAUCAGGAUAAACCUGAUGGUGAUACUUCUGCAUCCAGCAAUUUCAGUAAGGAAGCGAAAUGUUUGUGUUUGGAAAUUUGACUUAAAACUGUUUCUCAUACUGAUUUAAGGCAAUUCCAUGUUUUGAUAGAUUACAAGUGCUGAUAGUGUUACAUACUGGCUUUUGGCUCUGUAGCCUCAUGUAUAAGUUGAUCUUCUGACUUGCUGUAUACUAGUGAAUGAUUAUAUUAA
Messenger RNA from Asparagus officinalis (garden asparagus), 2082 nucleotides. Its product is annotated as polynucleotide 5'-hydroxyl-kinase NOL9. The transcript has 11 exons. Gene Ontology annotation, biological process: cleavage in ITS2 between 5.8S rRNA and LSU-rRNA of tricistronic rRNA transcript (SSU-rRNA, 5.8S rRNA, LSU-rRNA). Gene Ontology annotation, molecular function: polynucleotide 5'-hydroxyl-kinase activity. Lineage: Eukaryota; Viridiplantae; Streptophyta; Magnoliopsida; Asparagales; Asparagaceae. Gene Ontology annotation, cellular component: nucleus. The coding region runs from base 460 to 1602 and encodes 380 amino acids. The record is from RefSeq and is a predicted model, not a curated record.